AGCAUUCAUUCAGCAGAGCGAUGUACAAGCCUUGUUAGCCUGGCUUCUCGGGGUUAUUAAUUUCGAACAGCAUUGGUAGCUUUUAAGGGGUCUGAGAUCACGGACUUGGAUAAACUUGUUAAUCAUGAACUUGAGUCAGUUGGCUGAUUUUUGUCAGUGUUGAUUUUAUGAAAUUUUUGUAGCAUGGAAUAAUUGAUGAAUUCUUGGCUGCCAUGCUUCAGACUUUAGGUUUUGCUGGUCUGUGACUGCAGAAGACUUGAACGAAAAACAGAAGCCAAGCGGGUCAACCCUGGACUACCUGGCCAGAGCAUUCAGUAGAAAACUUCAUUCCUUCCUCAGAUUGUUUUGAUUCCAAUCCUGCAUGAAGGGGAAAGAGCAGCCUUGUGAAGCUAAUGUUUCUGGUGCUUCAGCAAGGAUGUUGAUGUUUCAUUUGUCAGUGAUGAUCAAGCUUUUCUUCCAGCUGGAUGCAUCUGUUUGUCCUGAGAAAUGUGACUGCUCUUUCAAAAACGCAAUUCAUUGCUCUGGCCCUCACAUAAAAGACCUGGAAUCAUUAAAUCUGCCUUGCAACGUGACAGAAAUUCACAUAACAAACACUAAUGUAACAUACUUGCAGGAUGUUUUUUCUAGGAUGGUAGAGCUGCAGCAUCUCAUCUUAUCUUCAAACAAUAUUGCUCUCAUUUCACCAGUGGCUUUUAAAGGCUUGAGAAGGCUGAAAGCCCUCGGACUGCUAGAUAACAAGCUGGUUGAACUUCCUCCGGAAGUGUUUGAUGACACGGUACACCUUCGGCAAUUGAUCAUUAAAAGUAACAGGCUGAAAUCCAUCAAAGAGAAUCUGUUUGACAGACUAGCCAGUUUGGAGGAGCUUUUCUUGAACAAAAACCAACUAACAGCACUUCCUAGUGGCGUGCUGAAGAAACUUGCCAAACUCAAAGUACUGAACUUGUCAAGAAAUUUUUUGGCAGUACUGCCUAGAAAUAUAUUUAGUGCAUUAACCAGGCUUGAGAAGCUGAUACUGUAUUUUAACAGGCUCUCUUCAAUUGAGUCUGGUUUGUUUGAUAGCCUGAGGGAACUGCUGGAACUCUUCCUGCAUUCCAAUGACAUCCAGUCCAUCUCCCCUGAUGCAUUUCAUCGACUUCAGAAGCUUAGAAGACUAACACUCUCCAGAAACAAACUUGAGGUUUUGCCUCCCGGGCUCUUUCUGCACUUGCAUGACCUGUCUAAAUUGACCUUGUACAGGAACCCACUGAAGUAUCUUCCAGAAGUAUUGUUUGGAGAAAUGAGGAAUCUUGGUAGCCUGUGGCUGUAUCACACACAGCUCUCAAUGAUACCAGAUUUUGUGUUCAGUAACUUGACAAACUUAGAGCUUCUUGUGCUGAGUUUUAAUCCAGAGCUCAGUGUUCUUCAUAGGAACGCAUUCAGUGGUCUGAAAGAGCUGCGGGGCCUUUCUCUGCAUACAAAUAAUAUUUCCAGUCUGCCGGAGGGUAUCUUCCUGGGCCUUCAGAAACUGCAGAACAUUUCCCUUUUUGAUUCCAGGCUUGAGUUUCUUCCAAGAAACCUCUUUCAUAAUCUCAAGCACCUUCAGAGAGUUUACCUCAAUAGUACCAAGCUGCAGUCUCUUCCUGGAGAUUUCUUUGUCACCUUACCUGAGCUGCAAGAAGUACUCCUUGAUGGCAACCCUUGGAGAUGUGAUUGCCAGAUUCUUGGCUUCCAAGAGUGGCUCCAGAAGAGCAAGGAGAUAGUAAAAGAAGUGCAAUCUCUAGUGUGUGACAGCCCAUUCUCCCUAAGGAACAUCUCGCUGGUGGCUCUAACAGAUCAGCACCUGCAGUGCCUGCCAGCCACAGCCACUGCAUACCAGACAUUUAGGUCAGCUUACUCCCAGACUGUGACUUCUCUUGUGACAGAGCACUUGAAAUCAUCUUGGAAGACAACUGUGACAGCAGUGUCCAACAUAGAUGCCAGCACACCCAUGUCAAUUCCUCUUGCAACUCCAGGUUUUACUUAUUCACAGGCUCAAGGUGUUGAACAGUUAGGCUUUCAUGUCUCAGGUGUUCCAACCCGAACUUCUCCCAGCACCAUAGUAGAAACCAACAGUGUCAGAGGAACAGAUUUAACUACUCUUGCCUGGUGGGAUGAGUUGCCAGCCCACAGGAGUGCUGAGCCACUUACUAAUAGCAGGGUUGUCUAUUGUCAGCUAUUCUUCUGCCUUCACAGUUUGGUUUUAGCACUCCAGACUGUCACCGUUGUGCUCAGUCUUUGUGUAGUGGGCAAAAUCAGGCAACUCUUCCCCUCCAGAAAGAUUCCUGCUCAGCCUGUAGUUCUGAUAAGUUUUUUAAAAAGAUAGAGGGUACCAGCCAUAGAGAGGAUUAGGAGCGUUGCUCUGUUCAAUUUGAGCGUUCAGACGGUUCACAUUUGGUUCAGAUAUGGAUUACAAAUCUUCACAGCAAGAACCAUAAAUGCUGUGUCUGUACAACAUAAUUAAAAUAUGCUUUUAUAUACCUUACAGUGUUUGCCAAAGCUGAUUGUAAUCACCGUACGUUGCUACAGCGCUUGGUGUACAAACUCAGAGAGCUGACAGAAAAGCUGUGGUCACCUCUGCACAGAGCUCAGGCCUUUGGUCAACGUGCUGCUGGCUUCCUGCAGCCCUGUCCCAGCCAAAUGCCCUGCUUUGCUGCUGUGCUUGUGCUGCUUCGACAGGAGAGGGGUUUCUGAGUGACUGGCUUGCGGGAACAAGUUUUCCGUUUGGAAGAAAAAAAUGGGAUCAGCGUAGGGAGGCUUCUGUGGGAGCACUGCUGUAACUUGUUUAAAGGUUGCCUGUAGGACUCCAAAUGCUGUUUCGCCUCUUAUCUCUUUCCUGAGAAAGCAAAUGGUGUUUUGGGGAGAACGUGCUGGAAAAUAGCUUUUAAAAAGGACAGGGGGAGGGAGUGGAGGUGAGGGGGGAGAAUGGUAUGUCCUUGUUUUCGCUUUCUAUUCUCAGCCCCUUUCCAGCAUGUAGGAGGAAGAAGGUGAUGUCCGUUACCAUUCACAGCUGAUAGUGUUUUCCUCUUAGCCAGAGGAAGCUAAGAAAGAUGUUGGUCUAGAAGUAUAACCUUGGUGAAUUCUGUUGUUUGGUUGGUUUUAAAACUUCGUACCAUCACUACAAAUCUGAAUUUUAAGUAAAUGCCUUAAUCCUUAAAUUCUGACCAGAGGUCUGAAAAGCAGGGCUUUAUUCACUGUGCACUGCAGCGUCUGGAAGCUGGAGUACAAGGCAGAUGUACAGGACCAAAGCUCAGCUCCGCAGCAGCAUGGCUGGUCACAGAGUUGGCACUGAUGGUCCCUCCUGGGCUCGGCUGGGAGCUGUUGGCGUGCAGCACAGCGUAGGAGGCUGGCCUCAUCUGAGGCCCUGAGGUGUCAGUGCCUGUUUGAAGAUGGCUGCGGCACAUACGCCUGUCUGACUUCAGGAGGCAAUAGCUGUGGCUUUGUCUCUGCAAAGAGUCAGAAGCGAGCUGUGCUUCGUCAGAGUCACCCGGCGUGCAGGCGUGAGAAAGGCAUGCUCAGUCCCAGGGCUCCUUACACCUUCCUGGGACGCAGCCUUGCGCCCUGACUUCCAGCUCUUUCAAGUGUUUGAUGUACAAAGGCAGCCACUAGACAACACUGUGGGUUUUGGUCUUCCUACUGAAAUGCUGAUGAAUAUCUCGAAUGAUAUGAAUAUUCUAGGUUGUAAGUAGACUGGUAGCUGUUGGGUGGCGUGUGCUUCUUUGGUGGCUCUUAGAUUUAACUAUUAGUUUUUAUCUUAAUUACAUUACUUAGCUUGUUCUUAAAAGCUCUGCCCUUGUGCUCAGAAGCUAGGGCUGGAUUAAAGAGCCCCUGGAUGUGGCUUGCCUGCUCAGGUAUGAAACCCUGUUAUCUAGGAGUCCUUUUGUAGCCUUGCUGAUUUUUGAACUAAGAGGCCUUUCCUGGGGUGUUAAAUAGCAGUUGUCUUGCUUGUGAGGUCUAAAAUUUAGCAGGCCUGGCAGUAGUUAGAGACAUCUCUGAAGGAGGAGGAAUGUGAUUGCAGUUAGUGUGAAGCAGACUGGGGUUAGAUUCAUGAACAGAAGCCCCAGAAUAUUUUAUUGCAAUGUAUUUAAAUGGGAAGCACAAAAACAACAUGAAAGCUUUGGGUGGCGGUUCUGGCUCGUUGCAAGUUAGCACUUAAAAAGAGGCAAUUAGUACAAAUUUAGGUUCCUCUCGGACAACUGUAAUGACCACUUAGGGUUCUGCCAGCUCCAGGGCUGUCAUAUUGGUGCCACGCAAGCAUCUGCUUUCAGCAGGCAGGAGAUAAGUGUAAUCUGGGGUAGCGAGGAAGUUGUACAAGCUGUGCUGGUCACUGCUUUCCUUGGUGCAGCACUGAAGGAAUGGGCUCACAGCAUAAGGCACUUAGAUGCAUGCUGGUUUCUAAGAAAAAGCGACACUUUAAUUGCUGUGCUGACAUACAGCAGGCUCUCUGCAUGUCCAAUCUGUCCUGAGUGGGCAGGGUGCACAAGAGCAGCAGGUAAGGAGCAGCUCCCAGCUUUUUUGAGUCUUCAUUUGGCUGCCCCAGCCCCCAAACGAGGCCAGCUCGGUCUCCUUUGGCUCACUUGCUGCAAUCGCUCAGCUCUGGCACGUGGGGGCUUUGGCAUGUUGCUGUGUACAGUCAGGCACUAAGAGGAGGAUGAUUUGUCUUUGCAUGCUGUCAUCGGGCUUUCCCCGCUCUUGAGCCAGACAGGGGAAGUGAAGUCAGCAGACAACAAAAGGCUGGAGCAAUACGACCUUGGGGUGUUUCACCAAGCCUUCCUUUCUCCCCUGUGACAGGGAUGUCAUGUUUUGUCCUGCUUCUGAUUCACUGCUUGUUGCCCAGCAUAGCUCAGCCUGUCCUGGAAAUCUCCUCUGGCCUGGAAAAUCCAAGGAAAUCCUUAUUUAUAUCCCGUAUCCGUCUAGCCUGGCAAAGGGACUCUCCUGCAGGUCAGCGUGACUGCAGAUACGGCAGAAGGGCAGGCAGCACUGAGGGCUCCUUGGGGAAAAAAGCACACGGCAAGGCUUUCCUGAGCCUGCAGCUCCUGAGGGGGGGACCAAGAGGUGGAAGAGGUUGGGGGGGCCCAAUCCUCUGCCAGGCUGGGUGCAGGUGGGGGUGAGGUGUGCCUGUGUGCUGCACCUGGGGAGUGAGCCCCACGCCCCUGGCUGCGGUACAGGCGGGGGACACAGAGCUGUGGUUUACAGCUGUGCGUUAACCAGACCUCUGUGUCCAGGAAUCGCCUCGGGGUCUGAAUCCUCAUAGGCGUGCUUGGAGUACGUCAAGUGGGGCUUGUCCAAGGUUUUCUGUAAUGUACUGUGAGGCUUUUUUUCCUGUGGCUGCGGCUCCUGCUCUCUCCACGCCACAGCAGUCGUGCGGGGCAGAGGGAGCACGCAGCGUGCUUGCAGUGCGAUGUCACUGCAGGUGCUGUUCUCUGCUCGUCGGGGCCGAGCCUGCUGCGUCCCCUCCUAGCAGCCCGAUGGGUGAGGAAGCCAGUCCCUGUUACCUUUCCUCUCCCUGUAACCUGCCUGGUCCCUGGCCGCUGUCCUGCAUCCCCUGGUGCCUCUGCCCUUCCCAUUUUGCCUCUGCCCCAUGAGAUCAGCGACUGUUUGAGGGCCUUUGUUGCUGCUCACAGAGGUGAGCGAGCUCAAGUGCCCUACUCACUGCAGCUUGCUCGGGCACGCAACCUGGUACAGGUUGUUCCUGUGGUGCAUCCUCUCCUGUGCCAGCUCUCCAGCACACAGCCGCUGGAUCAGGGGCUGCGUUCACAUGCCGCUCCUCCCUGUCUCAGGGGCAAGGAGGAGUAGGGUGGUGGCAAACGUGCUCGGAGGCAUUGGCUGAGAAGACACCCAGCAGCGCUCUGGCGUUCAAGAAUUUGUGCAAAAGCCAGCUGAGAGGCAGGAGCUCUGGGAUCCUCUGGCUGACGUUACAGAGAAUUGGCUGUGUCCCUCCUCCAGGCCUUGGACCAGCGCAUCUCGCCUGGGGGAGCUGAUUCAGCAGGGAGAGGGGAGCGCAGCAUUUCCUAGGGAUUACAGAAUCGCCGGGGAGGAGAUGGGACUGAAGCCACGCACCCAGGGGCUGAGGCUGUAAGCGUCAGUGUUUACAAACUCUCAAAGUGAGCUGGAGGCCUGAAGCUCCACUGCAGAGGCGUGCAAGCCCUGGGGUCAAAUUGGUUGAGGUCGCAGCCCCUUGCUGGGUGUUCCCAGGCCCGUGAGCCCUCACCCAGCCGUUUGGGCUGCUGUGUGCUAGCUUUGUGAGGUGGGGGUCUCACAACUGCACCAGGGGACAUUCUGCCACUAGGCUUGGCCCGCCAUGAGCUAUUGCUACUGUCAGACCCUCGUCCUUCUCUGCGCUGUGCCAGAUGUCAGCUGUGCCUUUGUUUCUCUCUGGAUGGGAAAAGGCCCAGGGUAGGGAGCUGGGGCUUGCUGGGGCCUUCCCAGGGAGGUGGGAGAGCUGGGUGGGUGACAAGGGGGGCCUGAGGCAGGGCCUGGUCCCCUGUACUGGUGUCAGGGCUGG
Cygnus olor (mute swan) is the source of this 6520-nucleotide messenger RNA. Its product is annotated as platelet glycoprotein V-like. Gene Ontology annotation, molecular function: protein binding. Gene Ontology annotation, cellular component: plasma membrane. Bases 362 to 2341 code for a protein of 659 amino acids. The record is from RefSeq and is a predicted model, not a curated record. The transcript is spliced from 3 exons. NCBI's taxonomy places the organism in Eukaryota, Metazoa, Chordata, Aves, Anseriformes, Anatidae.